GCGUGUCUACGAGAAUGACAGCUCGAGCUCUCUGGCUGCUCUGUCUCCUCGUGGGAUCCGCUCCCGAGGCCCCGGGGGCGGAGAGGAAAGCCUCGCCGCCCCACAGCAGGAAGCCCGGCCCCGGCGGCGGCCCGAGCGCAGCGGAGACGCGGGGGCCCGGCGCGCAGCCCGUCCCCCAGGCCCCGCGGCGCCCGAGAGCGGCCGAUGCCGCCCCCGGCCCCUGGCCCGACCCGCCGCCCCGGAAGCCCCCGCCGCCCGCCGAGAACCGCGCCGGCUUCCGGGAGGCCGCGCGCGCGCCCGCCGGCCCGCCGAGCCCGCGCCUCGCGCAGGCCGAGAACCGCCCGUCCCCGCGCCGCGCGCCCGCGCCGGAGGACGCCCCGCGCCGCGCGCGCGCCCGGGCCCUGCGCUUUCCCGCCGCGCGCGCGCCCGCGCGCGCCCGCGCCGCCGAGGCCCCGCCCGGCCCCGCCCACCCCAACCGGCCGCGCGCCGCCGCACCGCCCCCGGGGCCCGCGCCCGCCGCGCCGCGCCUCGGGCCUCCGCGGAGGAACGCGGGCCCCGGCGCCGAGCCCUGCGCGCGCGCCUGCGGGGCGGACCUGGACGAGCGCGAGGCCUACUGCGCCAGCGAGUUCGCCGUGAACGGGAUCGUGCACGACGUGGACACGCUGGGCGCGGGCGUCCGCCUGGUGACGCUGCUGCUGGCCCGGGACGGGCUGUACAAGAUGAGCCGCCUGUACGUCGCCCCCGACGGCUUCUUCCUCCGCGUCCACCUGCUGGCCCUGGACGCCGCCGCCUGCGGCCGCCCGUGCCCGGAGCUGAAACCCGGCAGCAGGUACAUCGUGAUGGGGCACAUCUACCAUAAGAGACGGCAGCUCCCGACCUCUCUGCUCCAGGUCCUGAGAGGCCGCCUUCGACCGGGAGAUGGACUGCUGAGGAGCAGCAGCAGCUACGUGAAGAGAUUUAACAGAAAAAGGGAUGGGCAAGUUCAAAGUGCAGUUCACACCCAAUGCAUUUGACACUUGCCGUCCUGGCAUUUUUGGAUCAUCGGAGACUUGGAAUUCAGCUACAAAAAAGGAAGGUCUAUUAUGGCGUAAUGGGGUUUCCCGUUAGAAUAGGGCACACAGCGCCUUUGUGAACUCAUUGCAUAGUUAGUGCCAUCUCUAACCUUGACGUCACCUUCUUCCUUACCAAAUGGUUCUUAAAUCGUGUGCUUCUGAGCUCUGGCGGUGCCUUAUGCACAUGGUUCAGAUAACUGACCUGUCCAGUUAACAGAUCACUGCUUCAUGUUGUUUAUUUUUAAUUAUUUUAAUUUAAAUACAUUCUUCAGUAGAAAUAGUUCACAAAACAUUUCCUUGAUUUAAAAUAUACAACUUUGAAUAGUCUAUAUCACGUAUCAAACCAAAUUUAUACUCAAAGCAUCACAUUUAAAAUUCUGUACAUAUUGUUAAGUACACUAGGCAAAGACAUGUAUGAAAUGUCAUUUAGAGCAAACACUAGGGUCAGUGCCCAAGACAAGUAUUAAAGUUUUACACUUAAUGGACUUCAUUCAAGCAAAAUAUUCAAACAAGUGUUCCUGCUGCACCAAAAUGUAAGAUAGUAUUUCUUCUUGCUUUCCUGUCCUAAAAACUUACUUUUUUUUUUUUUUGGUGUGUGUGCGCUGAACUGGAAGCUGUCCCAAUGCUGAACAUUUUCUGGGUGUAUCUGAUGUCAUCUUUCUAUUAAGACCAAGUAUCAUGUUUGUGUUUGUAAAGAAGUAAAUCAUGACUUGAAAUCAGAUCUUGGAUGCACCUGGUUUUUUUUAGCCUCAUUGUGCCACAAAGGUUUGGGAAAAAGCCAUUCUCAAACUUACUCCCCAAAUCCUGGAACCAAUAUUCAAUGACAGCUUGCAAGGAUCUGAAUUUUAAGUGCUUUCCAGUUGGUCUGAAACAGGUUUAAUCACUAGCAGAAUAUAAUAUUGAUUGGAUACUGGAGUCCAUUGACAUGAACAACUUUUUUCAGAAGUUAGUUUUACUGACCAGAGACACUGAUAACCCCUACCUAGUUGAAGACUACUGUGUGGAAAAAAAAAGAAAAGGCAGUGCACUGAAUAAAGAAAAACAACCUAUUUGGUCUCAGGGAGAACCGAUGCAGGCCACACGCAGACUUGAGUGGCCGCAAAAGCCCAGGUACCAGGCAGGACGCUAGCAAAUCUAUCUGGAAGCAUGUAGCAAUUGCGAAGACUUAACGGCUGAUUGACAUGGGAGAUACUGUUCCCUUGUUUGUCUCUAACAACAAACAGGCAAGUAAAAGUCAAGAAGUUUUGACUAUUCUGUGGUAAAACAUUACUGAGGGAAUUUUAGAUAAGUUUCCAAAAAUGAGUCUUGCACAAACUUAUAGAAAAAUCUCAGUGGAAUUGCUUUGAGGGGAAUCAACUACAUCAUUACACAAGUUAUUGGUAGGAGCCAAGAGUUUGCAGCAAAUGACGAGCUUCUGGGUUUUUGUUUCUUGUUAAGAUAAAAAUUAACUUAGAUGUAAAUAAGAUACCACAAGUCACAAAAAUCAAAGCCGAGUUCUUGAAUGCCAGAAAGCGAAGUGGUAAUCUUGGGUAACGGGAUUAAAAAUGGCUAAGAUACAUUGGUUGGAUGUUAGAGUAUAAAAAGGAGUUAAUAGCUAUGGGUUAGAAUCACUUCUACAGAAGCCUGAGGGUGAGGAAGUGAAUUUGACAACAGUUUCCGAGGGGUUGCUUAAACCAAGCCAUCUGUGUGAUGUUUGGAUCCCACAGUUAAGAGUAUGUACAUCCCACAAACAUAAGCAGGCCAGCUCUUAGAAACGGUCUUGACAAAUGAAGGCCAUCAUUCAAGACCAGGGCAGCCAUGAAAGACAGAGAGUUGGGAAUGUGCACAGGGGACAGUGGCUAAGUCUGGCGACUUCAGGUCAGACAGAAAAGGUCAAGAAUGGCCUCUUCAAUCUUCAGUGAGUACCCUGCAGAUAGUCUUAAUUUUGUAAGAAAUUGUAAUUAGUGACUUCCUACUAGUUAACUAAUUCUUUUGCUCAGAUAGGUUUUACUUCCUGAGCAUCAGGGCUGCGUGCACAUGUAACUGUCCUCAAUGACUUAGUUGCCUUCGAGGGGGACUCAAUAGAACCCCUCCUUCAAAUUAAGUUAGGCGCCAAGGAAAAGAAAAAGUUUUGUUUUAGUAGGGAAAGUUCUGUCAAACAUACAUUUCCUUUUGGUACUAGCUUUUUAAUGCCCUUUCAACGUAUCAUUUGGCAUUCUUAUCUUGCCCUUAGUGUUUAAGGUUGAUCAAAUACACAUCUAUGCAAACACUUAAAAACUGCCUACAGUGCAUCACCUCAAUUUCAGGACUUCAGCCA
This is a messenger RNA of Talpa occidentalis (Iberian mole), 3348 nucleotides long. It is a transcript of the gene CUNH17orf58, whose product is annotated as chromosome unknown C17orf58 homolog. Gene Ontology annotation, molecular function: protein binding. The transcript has 4 exons. Bases 15 to 1013 code for a protein of 332 amino acids. The record is from RefSeq and is a predicted model, not a curated record. NCBI's taxonomy places the organism in Eukaryota, Metazoa, Chordata, Mammalia, Eulipotyphla, Talpidae.